This is a messenger RNA of Drosophila teissieri, 4745 nucleotides long. It is a transcript of the gene Rrp5, whose product is annotated as protein RRP5 homolog. Gene Ontology annotation, cellular component: nucleolus; nucleus; small-subunit processome. The coding region runs from base 82 to 4494 and encodes 1470 amino acids. The transcript is spliced from 5 exons. Lineage: Eukaryota; Metazoa; Arthropoda; Insecta; Diptera; Drosophilidae. The record is from RefSeq and is a predicted model, not a curated record. Gene Ontology annotation, biological process: rRNA processing. Gene Ontology annotation, molecular function: RNA binding; protein binding.
UUCUAUAUCGGCGCUUAGCACGUGUAGAACGCACGUUGCUCAAAUUUUGUUAUUUAAAACGCUAAAUUACACAGCUCACCGAUGGUGCCGAACGAGAAAAGCUUCCCCCGAGGCGGGACAAUCCACACCGAUGCCAAGGCCUCCGACAUCAGCUCGAAUAUCGUUUUUGGUGCCUCGCAGAAGAAGGUGAAAAAGGCUCCGAAGGUGAAAGACAAUUUCCUGAGCGAGGAAACCGAGGAACAAAAUGGCCAACUGGAGGCCUUCUCCGCGGAAACGCUCAAUAUGGACACGCUGCAGGAGGACAUGCUGGUCAUGGGAGUGGUCAAGGAGACGACAGCCACCGCGCUGCAGAUCGCCUUGCCCGGCCGGAUGUUCGCGCGCACCAUGGUGGCGGAUAUAUCAGAGGCCUACACGCGCGUGGCCAAGGCGGCCAUGUCCGGCGACACCAGCGAGUACCACGACCUAAGCGAGCUGUUCCAGGUGGGCCGCAUCGUCUACGGCAAGGCCAUCAAAACAGAGAAACUGGGCACCGGUCGGGUUAGCUUGCUACUCUCCCUCAAGCCGGCCGAUGUGCACAGUAGUCUGCAUCACAAGAGCAUUAAGAAGGGAUUCAUCUUCUCUGGCGCCGUGGCGGAGAUCCAGGAGCACGGCUAUGUCAUCGAGUCGGGAGUACAAGGACUGCAGGCGUUCGUGCCCUGCGAGGAGCCAGCACAGAAGCUGCACGUGGGGCAACUGGCAUUCCUGAAAGUCAAAAGCGUUCAUCACGACACCCACCAAAGCACCUGCACCUGUGUCCAGGUGGAGCAGGACCAGCUGCGCAUCAAGAGCCAAAACGAGACGAAUCUCGACUACAUUCUGCCAGGCAGCAUUGUGAAGUUUAAGGUGGCCAAGCACCUAAAGGACGGCCUCAAAGGCAGCAUCAUGAACGAAUCCUUUAGUGCGUACAUCAACGAGCACCACCUGACUAACGCUUUGGAUACUUUGGAUGCCUAUGAGCUGAAUGAAGAUUACAAUGCCAGAGUGCUCUACGUGAUGCCCCUAACGAAACUGGUGUACUUAACUCUUAAUCUUGAUGUCAAAACUGGAGUGGCAGCAGAAAAAGAUCAGGAUGAGGAGGAGCAAGAGGAAGAGCCCCUCAAGGUGGGUUCCGUGGUGGAGAAAGCCAAGGUCCUGCGCCUGGGCAGCGGUGGAGUGGUGCUGCUGCUUAACAAGAAACUGAAGGGCAUUAUCUCCUACGGUUCCAUUAGGGCCAACUUUAAGGGAAACUAUGACAAGGACGAAGUGUUGUCCAAGUACGGAAGAAAAACCAAGCAUAAGGUUCGCAUCCUAGGAUACGAUAUCAUCGAGUCCUUGUACUACUGCUCCGAUGAUCCCAAUGUGGUCAGCGAAAAGCUGUACUGCCUGGAGGACAUUAAUGCCGGCGACCUGGUCACAGCGAAGAUCUUCAAGAAGGACGACAAGAUCAAGGGCUGGUCGGUGAGGAUCGGCAAGGUUAACGGAAUACUGGAACAGUUCUAUCUUGCACCCAAUGUCCGCUACGAUGUGGGGCAGUCGUUGAAGUGCCGCGUCCUGGAAGUGAAUGCCGAGCGCAAGAUCUGCUACGUGAGCAAUCGUAGCGAGUAUUUGGGCAAGGGAAUAAAACUUCUGACUGAGUAUGCGUCCGCUCACGUUGGAAACGUAUAUGUGGGCACUGUGGUUCGAUGUGAGGACAACUAUGUACUCGUCAAGUUUGGCAACGGCAUCAAAGGAGUCUUGCACAGGCAGAAUCUAAAGGAACAUAGCUCCUUCUUCGAGGGACAGACAACCAAAUUCCGCAUUCUGACGCGCAACAAGGACCAAAUCACUUUGACUCUGCCGGAGGACAAGUUCCAGCUGGGUGAGAUCUGUCCCGUUGAGAUAACCAAUGCCUUAGAUGCUGGACUGGAAGUUAAAAUAACCUACGCCGCCGACGAUGACGAAGAGGAUGAAGACGGGAAUCCCAAGCUGGAGGAGUUCGUGGGCCUAAUACCACUGCGAUUGAUGUCCGAUCACCUGGAGCUGCUGCACGCCCAAAUGCGUGUCCAUCCCGCGGGCUCCUACACCGAAGCGGCCUGCAUUAUGCAGAACAUUUUCAGCUUGCGAGAUGUCCCCUACUUCAGUGGCCAGGUCACCAAGGAAUGGCAAUCAGUUCAAGUGGGAGACAUAAUACGCUCUUAUGUGAAGCACGCCACCGAGCAGGUGGUGGACCUGAUGGUGUGUGUUCGGAACUACAACAAGCCUGUUAAGGUUCACGUUAAGAUGCUUCGUCUGAAUGCCGUGAAGAAUGCGCCCGUGGAGCUAGUUCCAGAGCAGCUACUUUUGGUGAAGGUACUCAGCAAGGAGGUGGAAACUAAGACGCUAACAGUGUCGGCCAAGCUUACGGAUGUCUGGAGCGGGGAUCUUAGUGAUACUGCAAAACUGGUCGAAGGCUAUUUGAAUGAAGUGGCGCAAAUAAAGACAGCCCUUGAGGAAGCCUCUGCUCCAAUUUCGAAAUACUCCGUUGGUGAGAAAAUCAACGUGGUGUUUAAGGGCAUCGAUGCGACCUCCCAUGACUGGGUAUACACAGUGGAGGGCAAUGCCAAGGUGUCCGCCCUGCUGGUCUCCAGUUUGGCUGGCACUGCCAAAGCUCCUGAGACGGGUAGCAAGCACGAGGCAGUUAUUCUGUGGGUCGACUACUCCAGCGAUGUGCUGCUCAUCAGCAACAAGAAGCUGGACAUUGCGCAUAUUUCACCAAGCGGUGAACUAUCCACGAAUCUGAUCGGCAAGGCUGGCAUGAAGGCCAAGGUGCUGUUGAAACUGGAGUCCGUAGCAGUGUGCUCGCUGAAGAAGGGCACAAACCCGUUGGUCAUCUGUCCGAUUCGGUUGCACCCCAACGAUUUGGAGAACUCGGGAAGUGCCGAACUGCGUCAAGGAGAUUUCUGCAAUAUAGCCUUCAUCCAUGACAAGCUGCAUAUCGCAGUGCCAGAGACUGUUUGGCGUCUCUGGAGAGGAGUGAAGAGAACGGCGGGCACAGAGGCUGCUCCUGUAAAAGCCAAGAAGGCAAAAGUAGAGGAGUCACCCAAGCAGAAGAAGGCUGCAAUUGAGGAGACUUCAGCAAAGAAGAAAGUCAAAGCGGAAGUUAACGCGGAAACUAAAACGAAAGUAAAAGCGGAAACUAAAACAGGAGUUAAAACAGAAACUAAAACGAAAGUUAAAGCUGAAACUAAAACGGAAGUUAAACUGGAAACUAAAUCAAAAGUUAAAGCAGAAACUAAAACGGAAGCUAAAGCCACACCCACCAAGCGAAAGGCAGAAGUGGUAGAAACAAUUACCAAUGGUCAAAAGAAGACGCAACCCCUGACCAAUGGCGUUGUGAAAGAGAAACCCAAGCAGAACGGCAAGCUCUUCUUCGAGGAUAAAACUCCAGCCAAGAAUUCCAAGCCCGAAACACCAAAAACCAAUGGAGUAGAAGGCAAGUCGCGUUUGCCCGGAGUGUCUAGUUUCUGGGAGGAGGAUGUGAACCAAUCCAAGGAAGCUUCCAGCGAUGAAGACGAGGAGCUGAAUGAGGCGGAAACACAAAAAAAUGCAGCUAAGAAGAAACGCCUCAGCGCCAAGGAGAAGGCCAAGGCGGAGGUCAAGGAAGAGCAGCGACUGCGGGAGAUCGAGGAGCGUAAUGCCGAUCCCAAGGCACGUCUGGAGACAAUCGACCAGUACGAGCGACUUGUGAUUGCCCAGCCAAACAACAGCAUAUCCUGGCUGAAGUACAUCGCUUUCCUUUUGUCCAACACGGAGAUUGAAAAGGCUCGCGACUUGGCUCGAAGAGCGAUAUCAACGAUAUCCUUCCGGGAAACACAGGAACUGAGGAACAUGUGGAGCGCUCUACUGAACAUGGAACUCGUCUACAGCAACAACUUCGAUGAUGUGCUCAAGGAAGCCCUCAACUGCAAUGAUCCUUUGGAGAUCUACAUUAGUGUUGUAGACAUCCUAAAGAGGAACAAGAAAAAGGACCGACUUUCCACCGUACUGACCACAAUCCUCAACAAGUUUAAAACGGAGCUCAGGGUGUGGCCCGUGGCCGCCGAGGCGUACUUCUGGCUGGGCAAGUCCGACCAAGUACACAAUCUGCUCCAGCGCGCAUUGCGGGGUUUGCCAAAUCAAGAGCACAUACCCUGCAUUGUGUCCUUUGCCAAGCUGUAUGCGAAGCACGAUAACAAUGACAUGGCGCAGACGCUGCUCGAUGAUGUAGUAACUUCCUAUCCCAAGCGAAUCGACAUCUGGUCGGUAUAUGUGGACAUGCUAAUCAAGGGAGGUCUAGUCGAUUCCGCGAGAAACGUUUUGGAACGUGCCGUGUUGCAAAAACUGAAGCCAAACAAGAUGCAAGUCAUCUACAAAAAGUAUCUGCAGCUGGAAGAGAACCACGGCACGGAUGCAACAGUGGCCAAGGUCAAGCAGCAGGCCGAACAGUGGGUGAAGAACUACGCAAAGGCGGUCAAGUAGUUCCAUCUUGCCCCCGCAUUCUAGAUUGUAAAUUAGGAUUAAGGCCAAAAGUUACAUACAGUGUUUUUUCAUGAUACUUUAUUCUAAAACUAUUUUAAAUGAAGUGUGAUUCCGAGUGCUACCUUUAAAUAUAUAUGUAUGAUAGUACCUAUAUAUUAUAGAAAUACAUAUAAAAACGUUGCUUUGGCCAUGACCCCUACACAUAGAAUGUAGGGCUGAUGCCAAUAUUCAACUUAAGACUUGAACAAUAA